Hypoxylon trugodes is the source of this 1206-nucleotide messenger RNA. RefSeq names its product UROD/MetE-like protein. The transcript has 2 exons. Lineage: Eukaryota; Fungi; Ascomycota; Sordariomycetes; Xylariales; Hypoxylaceae. The coding region runs from base 1 to 1206 and encodes 401 amino acids. Gene Ontology annotation, molecular function: 5-methyltetrahydropteroyltriglutamate-homocysteine S-methyltransferase activity; zinc ion binding. The record is from RefSeq and is a predicted model, not a curated record.
AUGGCACCGUUCCGCGCCGAGCAUUUGGGUUCGCUAUUGCGACCUGAAGAUCUCCUCAAUGUGCGUGCAACCAUCCGGGACAAGGGUAUUUCACCAGAAGAGGCUGGACUGCCGGCAGUUGAAAAAAAGGCCAUUGGUGAUGUAGUUAAGCUGCAACAGGACCUUGGCUUUAAGGCUGUUACUUCGGGAGAAUUCAAUCGGACACGAUUUUGGGGCCUUUUAUGGGAUGAAUUUGAGGGUACCGUACGCUUACAAGAUGCUGAAGCGAGCAUGUUUCGCCUAUACCACCCUGACGUUGUGAGUUUGAUCGAAAAUGACAGGAAAGUUAUGCCUGGAGAUUCGGUCAUCGCUGGAAGCAAGUUGUCGCAUAAUCCCAGCAAGUCCGUCUCCAACUUGAAGGAACUCCAGCAAGUUCAGGCUUUUGUCCCAGAGAAUGAAUGGGGUAACAUCAAGCUCACCGUAAUCGCCCCGUCUUGGUUCCACAUGCGAUACAAGCAAGGGUGGGCUUACACUAAAGAAGCAUAUGCGAACGAUGCCGAAUACUUCGCAGAUGUGGCUAAGAUUUAUCAUGCCGAAUUAGAGUCGCUAUAUAAGGCCGGGCUACGAAAUGUCCAAUUCGAUGAUCCAGGAAUGGCUUAUUUCUGCUCCAAGGAUUUCCGAAAGGGUUGGGAAGAAGAUAAAGACAAUAUUGGGACAUGGGAAGACCUUCUUGAUGCUUACAUCAAGUUGUAUAAUGACUCGAUUAGCGGCUUACCCUCGGACUUCCACACGGGCAUUCACCUAUGUAGAGGUAACUUCAUUGGUGGCAGACAUUUCUCUGAAGGUGCUUACGACAUUAUCGCCAAGAAGCUGUUCGAGAACCUGAACGUGAACACCUUCUAUCUCGAAUAUGAUACUGAGAGGGCAGGAGGCUUUGAACCUCUACAAUUCUUGCCGAAGAACAAGAACGUUGUUGUCGGUGUCAUAAGCACGAAGUUACCACAGCUAGAAGAUAAGGAAGCCACGAAAGAGCGUAUCUAUAAGGCAGCGGACUUCGUUGCGAAGGGGAGUGGACAGACCCGCGAGGAAGCCCUAAAGAGGAUAUAUGUUAGCCCACAAUGCGGCUUCAGCACUCAUGAAAGCGGAUAUCCUCUAUCACUAGAAGAUGAGAAGAAGAAAUUGUCAUUGGUGAGACAGGUUGCCGACGAAAUUUGGGGUGAACCUUAG